This is a messenger RNA of Hippoglossus stenolepis (Pacific halibut), 2248 nucleotides long. It is a transcript of the gene hepacam2, whose product is annotated as HEPACAM family member 2. The record is from RefSeq and is a predicted model, not a curated record. NCBI's taxonomy places the organism in Eukaryota, Metazoa, Chordata, Actinopteri, Pleuronectiformes, Pleuronectidae. The coding region runs from base 95 to 1459 and encodes 454 amino acids. The transcript has 9 exons.
AUUCUCUUCCACUCCUCUCCUCCUUCCUCCCUCCCUCCCUCACUCCCUGGCCGCCUGUCACAAGUCCCACAUAUCCCCCAGAGGAUAAGAUGCCAUGGAGGCCCCAGGAGGAACGGCACUCUACGUGUGCUCUGUGCUGCUCAUCCUAACAGAGGUCAGCUCUGACUUUAUCUACAUCCCGUCACUCGUCCAACAUGGCAUCGAAGGGGGGCCCCUGCUUCUGUCUGUGGAGACUCGUUUUCCGUUGGACAACGCUGAGAUCCAGGGAACAUGGUUCCACACCAGGCCGAGUGGAUCCAGGACCAUGCUCGUGACGUUUACCAAAGAGGGCAAUAUCCCCAACAUGAUGUACCGCAACCGCCUCCUCUUCAAAGAACCCAAUGCCUCUUUGCUGAUCCAGAAAUUAAACCAGAGCGACGAAGGGGAUUAUCAUCUGAGUCUCAACAUAGAGUUUCACAACAAGACAGGACUGGUCAUCGAGGAGAGAACUGUGCACGUGACAGUGGACGUCCCUGUGUCCAGUCCAGUCAUUGAGAAGAAUCCAAACUAUGCAGUCAUUGAGGACAAGGCGAACGUAACCUGGACCUGCUCUGUUGGGAGAGGAACAAGAGUUGUGUUCCAGUGGCUGAGGGACAACAUCCCGCUGGGCCCCAGUGACAGAUACCACUUCUCCCAAGACAACUCUACAUUGUUAAUAAGUCCUGUGAGGAAGGAGGACAAGGGAAUUUACCGCUGUGUGGCCAGCAACCCAGUCAGCCAUGGUCGACAGAGCAGGGGCCUGGAACUCAAUGUUUACUAUGGCCCCUACAAUCUGGAGGUGAACUCGGGCCAGGGCCUGCGGACAGGGGAGGUGUUUACCAUCAACCCGGGAGAGCUGGCCUUCUUCGAAUGCCAGGCGGAUUCCAACCCACCCAACAGCUACGUCUGGAUCUCCAAGAGCCGCAACUCAACCAAGGUCAUCACCGAGGGCCCGCGGCUUGAGGUGCUGUCCUACAGAUUGGCCCAGGCUGAAGAGUACCUGUGCCGCGCCUUCAACAACGUGACACAGAAACAGGACGAGGCCCAGUUCACCCUGUUGGUGGCCAGCUUAGGGAAAGAGAAACAAACCCAGGGGGGCAGCUCUAUAUCUCCACUGGCCGCCAUUACUGUCUGCUCUUUGUUCAUGAUCGGCUGUUUUCUGCUGUUCUUCCUCAGGAGAACCUGCAAUCCUAAGAGAGUGCUAAUGAGCAUUUACAACAGACCGCUGUGCGAGCAGAAAAAACUUCAUCGUUCAGGUCAUGAGGAUGCAACAGAAGACUUUGGCAUCUAUGAGUUUGUCUCCAUACCUGGGAAAAUUGAGUCUACACAGGUGUCAUGCAGAUCUCUGGCCCGCCUUGAGUCAGUCCAGGACAUGCACACCACCAUCUACGAUGUGAUCAGACACGUCCCCGAAACCCCGAGUCACAGUUUGUUGAACUAACCUCUGGCCAGAGAGUUGACAUGUAACUUACAGUCAUUUCCCUAAAAAGACUCUUAGCUUUAUUUCAUUAAUUGUGUGUUAUCAAAGACUGAGUCGCUGGUUAUGUGGCCCACUUGUUUGCACAAGGGAUGAAGGAAACAAGGGGGAGUAACCUGAUCGUGCACUGUUAUUGUCCAGAGUUUGGGACAGAUGUAAAAAAAAAGAUUAUCAUUGUUGUGAGUUUAAAAUGUACGAAUGACUUAUCUUUAAUGUGAAAGGAUAACUGAUGUUGAAUGUAUUUUUCUUUUUCUAUUCAAUAAUGUAGAUCACAUUACACCAUGCAAAUGUGGUAGUACUUCACAAUAUUUUGAAAUACAAGGCAACUAAACUCCCACACUUUGGUAACUAUUUAAAACCAAUGUUUAAUUUCAAAAUACUAAUGUUCAUUUUAUAUCUUUCUAAUUCAAAAUUUCCCCCAAAGAGAAUCUAUUGUAUGAUAAGUGUUAUAAUUAAUGGAUUUUCUUGUAUCAAAUAUAUUUAGGUUAAAUGUGCUGUAUAUAUUGUACAUGGUCUACACUGCAGAUUCUUUAUAAAUAUUAUUCUAUCUCUAUGUUUUUGCUGAAAUCUAUUUAUUCCUAAAGAAAGUCUUUAACUUAAUUUCAUCAAAUGUAGCAUUUUUCUGCUCGACAUGGAAAUACUGUAAUGAAAUGCUGAAACAAAGAAAAUUCUUAAAUUAAUUCUUAAAUUAUUGUACAGUUUGUAUUCUGCAUUCACACGUCUGUUUUGUACUUUAUUAAAGAUAUAACUGUU